This is a messenger RNA of Abrus precatorius (Indian licorice), 549 nucleotides long. RefSeq lists its product as uncharacterized. The record is from RefSeq and is a predicted model, not a curated record. NCBI's taxonomy places the organism in Eukaryota, Viridiplantae, Streptophyta, Magnoliopsida, Fabales, Fabaceae. The transcript is spliced from 3 exons. The coding region runs from base 125 to 415 and encodes 96 amino acids.
CUUUGAUUCAAAUUCACCUUCGCCAUUGAAGAAUUCUCUCCGUUAGCUGUGAUGUGACCACUAUUCUCUUUCCUUUCAUACCCACUAUUCCUUUCUUUAUGUUAAAUCUCAGGUAACCAAAACGAUGUCGCUGAGGCGUUUCUUAGGGUAUUCUGAUGGUGAGCUCAUGAGGCCUGAUGCAAAACCUUGUUCUAGGCUAAUGAGGCACACGGCCGCAAUCUAUAGUGUUGGUGGAGCAUUAGGAUUUUGGGUUCUUUGCAGAAUGCACUAUGGUCCUCGAAUUACAAUUCCUAGGAGUCUUCGUUGGGCAGCUUGUGGAGCUGUGACUGUGAGCUCAAGCACGGCUUUGCUGGUUCGUUUGUUUAGUCCUGAAUGUGAGCCCCAGAAUAUAGCUGCUUAUGACAAUAAAAAGUAACACUCAUUUUGUUACCCCUUUCCUUUUUCCCUACUGAUUAAUACAAAAAGGGGAAAAUGAUUCGUUUGUGGUGAUGUUAUCAUUGUUUUUUUAUUUUUUUGCCGGAGAGAUGAACCAGCGAGAUUGAAAUCACA